UUCUGUUCUCAGUCGAGUUAAAAACGUUGUCGCUAGUGAACGUGCUACUUUUCGUUGGUCCGCGUGCAUCCAUACCCUUAUUAGGCAUAGUAACUAACAAUAUCAAUAGCAGUAGCAACUAAGUGUGAGUUACGAACAGGGCGGGUGGUAGCAUAAUAACAUAACACCCCACUCUCAACGCCCAAUCCUCUUGUCUGUAAUGAUUCUUGCAUUACGAGAGCAGAAGAACAAAAAAGUAUGUGCGUGUCAGGUUGGAAAAUGUUCAGAAAAGAAAUAUUAUCUGUCGAGUUAAACGGAAACGCAUCUCAAAGGUUGCGAUACUAAUACAUAGCUUUUGGAGUUCGUUUUGGGGAGUAAAAUUAUUGCCAUCCAGGAGCAAUAAAAAGUUAAAAUGUUGGGCAGUGUAAAAUAAGCUCCAGUAUUUGCAACGAGAAUGCGAGUAAGAAAAGAAAGCAUUAAAUGUGAAAAGGAAAGAAAAAUGAAAAAAGUAAGAGAAGCUUGGCCUGGGUGCUUCUAGGCUGAAAAAUCUAUAGAAGUAGCGCAACUUGGUGCAGUGAAGCAGCUCGAGGUCAUUUUAAUACAUGAAAAUGUGAAAAAAAUCUCGCCACAUAGUCGUAAAUGUCAAUAGUGAAGUGUUACUAUUCAUGAUCAUCAAGAGAUGGUUCAAAGAAAAAACGAGUGAGUGUAACCAAUUGUAGUAAGUCAGCCGGAGCAGAAGCGCGUCUGACACGCGACACAAUCUGUGUGGGAAGUCCUGUAGUGGCCGCAUGCCAUUAAUACAAAGCUUACAAGAAACGAUGGAAACUCUAGUAAUAUUUUUUUCUAUGACUUACUGGUAGUCAAGAAAGAAGUCAAUAGUAAAAUUAUAGGUAACCAAAAAUAUCGAUAACCUGUAGCAGAUAUGAAUGAGCGCAAAUUCCGCAGCAAUUCCUACUUUGCCAGCGACAGAACCGAUAGCAGAAAAGAGCGAUGAGAGCGAGUGUCAAGUGAGUAGCAAACCAGGAAAAAAUCAAUAAAAACAAUUCGCUUCUCAUCAAAAAUACAUUUUCAUAGAAGAAGAGAAGAAACACCAUUUCUUUCGAGGGGUGUUUCCGAAGUCUAGUUAAAAAUUGAAAAUAAACUUACUGCCUUUUUUGAGGAUUCUAAAUACUACAAGUGAAAAAGCUACAUGAUCGUCUGGUGAGGAAUCUCAUGAAUUAGGAGCAGAAAAUGGAUUUCCGGAUUAUGCUAAUGUUAUUUACUGUGACAGCGGCUGCAGUGGAAGUUCAUUUUGAGACGCCAGAUAGCGGCUUUUUUCUAAAACACUCGCCACGACAGACUUCACUUUCAACAUCGUCUAGUAAAGGACGCCAGAGUGCAGAUUCAGUUUUAUCGAUAGAUAGGUUUACUGUAGUACAAACGAGUCAACCGGUCUCGAUACGGGCCAGUUAUGGUCCAUUCUCUACCAAACAGACGGUCCCUGCCAGGUACAUCGUACCAGAUGCUAUGGAGUCUUCUAGCGAUUCGUCACAGAAUGCAACUGCGGCAUUAAUGGAUUUACAACAAACCAAUCUUCAUCUGGACAUAUCUGCACAUCUUGUCAAGAAUAAUAUUCCACGCGAUGCACCAGUGUUACGCGUAUUAUUCCAUGCAGGAGCCGAUCCUGGUGGACAUUUGCAGCGUCAAAAAAUUUGUGUUCUUCUGCAUGCUUCAAUAGGCAAUAAAACACCAUUGAAGGGUCGUUGCAUGCCAGAGGGAGAAGAUGGCGUCUGUGUUGCAGAAGUUGUCAUCCCUUCGAAUUGGUGGCCUCCACUACCCCCUCCAGAAAGGGAUGGCCGUACACUCAUUACUCAGAAGACUCCACAGCGACUGGUGCAAGUUUCCUACAGUGUAUUCGAACCACCAACAAGAAGUCCAGAACUCUGUGAACCCAAAGUACAAAUUCAGCCAUUAACUCUGUUUGCAAAAAUUCCUCUUGUGCAAUCUCAAAUGCCCUACAAAGAUCUACGAGCUGACGAAACUCUCACGAUGAUGGUUCCUCAGCAACCAUUAUAUCCUUUGUCCAAAAUUCAUGUACCAGUAUUCCUACACUCGGAAGCAGGACAAAAUAUUGCAGUAUUCAUCGUUAGAGCCCGUGUCAAGACAGGCAUGCGUAUACUUGGUGCGAGUGCAUCAUCUGAAGAUUGGAAUGUCUCUGUAGAGAAAGAAAAUACCAAGCAUACUGUUGCAAGAGUGACCGCUUUUCGGAAGGAUCAGGACCCGGAUUCACCUGUCGUUACAGCUGAAGAUAUAAGUUCUAAUAGGGUGCAGGAAGUAUUUUCUUGGCUUCUAGAAGUCGCAAAUGAUACCAAAGAUCAUUGGGAUGGAGGACGUAUUGUAUGGUCUGUUAGUUACGUACAUGACGGACCAAAAAUUAAAGAACUCUCUGCGGAAGCGCCCAAUACACCGCACGAGGAAGGCAAAAAGAAAAUUGUAGCUAAACUGGAAAUACAGAAGGAUGACAUACAAGCUGUGCUACCAAUUGCUAAGAAUUGGGAAUUGAUGAAUACUGCAGUUCUAACUGGACGACAAGUAUCUCAAGCAAUGAAGGUGUUCAUUGUGUCACAAGGAGGAAAAGUGGCAGAUGUAACGCUUCAAUCUUCAUGUCAAGCAGAGGAUGAGAGCGUUGUCAAAGUCUCAUCAUCCUGCAGUUCAGUAUACGUAGAUGGUUCAGAGGCCAGAGGUUCAUCCAACGCAACUGUAUUGGUCAAAUACGGUACGUAUUCUGGAUUAGCAAAAUUUACAGUAUGGAUGCCAGAAUUUCCGCUGGAAGUGUCUGUAGCAGAUUUUCGUUUGUCACAGAUCAAAGGUUGGAAAAUUCCCGAGGAUCAUAUUGGAAGUUUAAAUGGUAAAAUGCGUCGACGUAAACGGGCUUAUGGUUGGAACCACCAUGCAGAUGACUUUGUUAAUGGCGUACCGACUGAGAGAAAUAUCUGCCGAGCUCGCUAUCAACAAAGUCCCGUAGAAGUGUAUGCUCGAUUCUUGGCUGUGGAUCAGGAUUCCGGUCGGGUGAGCUAUCUAAUUUCAAGACGAACCGGACUAAGGGUAACCGAUUUAGUACAACAAUUAUUGCGAGUAGCAGAUCCGAAAAUAGCAACAUUGAGAGGAAGAACUUUGCAAGGACGCGCAAUGGGAAGAACAGAUGUCCAGGUUCUUUCUCCAAUAACCGGGCGAGUCAUUGGAGCCCGUGAAGUCCGCGUUGGAAGCGAUAAAGUCAGCAUCAAUAGACUGUUGGUACGAGUAGUUUCAGGACUACAAUUAUCAAUAUCCAGUGACAGUGCUAUUGAAAAUGGUUAUAUCGCUGAAACACCAGUAACAAGAAAGUUAACCGCUCAAUAUCAAGAAGGACUGCUAGAUAUCGAUUUGGAAUUCUCCGAUGGGUCUAAAACACCUUUGAGAGACAUAUCCGUUGAUGACUAUUUUCUCUUAGUGGAAAGCUUGGAUACAGAAGUAGUUGCAUUCGCUCCUAUGUUAGCAUCCCAUCAUCCAAGAGUGAUCGCUGUUGGAGAAGGUAAUGGCGAUUUGCUCAGAGUAACAUUAUUGCUAUCUGAAGAAUGCCGUUUAAGAAGAAACAUUCCAGUAUCAAAACAGAGCAUAAAAUCUUCGGUUGGCCCUCUAGUUAGUGCGCUAGCUUCGGUUCAAGUAGAUUUUAGUAUUUCUGAGAUAGGUACUCGACCGGACACAGUGCAAAAUGACGGUGCAGCUGGUCGCGAUCGUAAACCAGGACGGGAGCUCAGUGAUUUGGCUGAUAUUUUGAUAGGGAUCCCACUGAAAGACGAUAAUAGCCAACAACCGUCAGCGCUACAACCGUCUCGACAGCAUCGUGGAGGAAUACCAGGAUAUACAAAUAAUAAGAGUGUAGUUUAUGCAGAUGCCACAUCAUUAGAGAUUGGAAUGUACGUGCUGUUGGCGGCUUUUUGUCUAGCAAUUGGUGUUUUCGUUAUUUCCUGCGUUGUAUAUGCAUCCAAAUUCCGACCGGUUACGAUCGAUGUGACCGGUGAGGCAAGUGUACGUGAUGGAAUGGGCAAUGCGUCUAUCCUGGGUGUGAAAGGAACAGAAUCCACUACAAAUGCUCACGACUGGGUAUGGCUGGGUCGCGCAACGGUGGAUAGAUCAUCUAAUGGCCAGGAACUGAGUGGAAAUACCAGAGAUUCACGAAUGCACAUUAUCAAUAACCCUAUGAGUCUAAAAUAUGGAGAUGCAGAAGAAAGCAUUGUACAGAUUAACAGCUUUAAUAAUCCAAACCAAAUGCAACUUCCAUCCAGUGCCCGAGACAGUCUGAUCAACUCAUGUACUUAUAAUAAACGAGAACGAGGGAGUCGGAUUAACGAUGAGAAUGAGAAAGCACCUCCACUUCCUCCACAUGGUAUCCCAGUAAUAAAAGGAACAGAAUACCGUCCACCAGUUCCUCCUCACAGAAGCAUGGGAGUGAUUGCCAACAGGCUCCAACAACCGGUCAUACAAAUCAGAAAUUCGAGGCAACGUGUUCAUACCCGACAUAACCGUAACGGUGGAAGCAGUAUCUCUACAACCAAUCCAGCAUUUGAGAUUCAACUGCAUGGUGCUCCAUCACAACGGAAUCUCUCCUUCACCCAGCAACAAAUUAAUGCUGCACUGUUCAACAAUAAUAUCCCUCAGUACUCAGUCCACCCUGUUGUCCGACAAUCAACAAAAUCACCACAUUCAUUCGAAAACAUGGGAUUUUCUGUUUUACCACAGUCACAGCAUUUUUCUAUGGUAUGCCCUUCCAAUGGUAGAAAUUCAGAAGAACUUCAUAUGGCAGAGCGCUUGGUACAGCAAUGCUCACAAAAAUCUGUUUUCAAAUUUGAUACUAUUAAUAAUGCAUCAAGUAACAAAAAUAAAGUCGCCUCUCUUUGUAAUAAUAACCUAGUAGAGGCUAAUAGUAUUAGGGAAGAUGCACCAGUUAUGGUGCAAACAACAGCCGAAAUUAGUGCUCUUCCUGCGUCGAGUGACAUGAGAUGCUCUCAAAAAGAGAACAGUUCCAGUGAAAUAAAAACGCUAGAGUCCAGUUCGGAUGGUAACGGAGGCUUUGUAACACCUCCUAAUGAGGAACCAGAAAAUCAACUGCAUCAUCAGCAGAAUCAGUCCAUAAUACCAAAGCCUCCACAUCCGUUGAAGCACAACAAACCAACAGUAGUAGGAAAUCCAAUGUUCGCAAAUACACCUGAGAGUGAGUUGGGACCUGGAGAAAGUCUUGGACUCGAUGACUUAGAUAUGGACUAUGAACAAAUUAUGCAUUAUUUUGACAAUUUGAAGGAAUCAAACGCCUGAGUGCAGGAGAUCAUUGCAAAGAUUCGCGAGAUAUUGUCCACAUUUCAACAGCAGUACCGAAAUGUGGCCGUUUCGCCUGUCAGCAGCCCAAUGUGUGUACCAGGCAUCAACGAUCCUAACUUUGAACAUUUUUUCGAACAUUUGAGUGAAUCUUAUGCUUAAAUCGAACACGGCUUGCGCAACUUAAGUUUAUACUUUGCUGAUAUUCAUUAAUUUUUAAAAAGUAUUAACCAACAGUGCAUACAAAAGUCAAUGUUAAUCAACCUGUUCCAUUUUUGAGAAAGUUUUCAUGUGUGUGUAAAAAUAUUUUCAGUUUUUUUUUUGAGUAGCAACUUUUAUAUAAUUGAUUGAUCUCAUUUUUCUAAUAAAUACUGAGUGACAAAAAUCGUUGAAAAAUGUUUAGAACUACCACAGCGUCUUUGCAGUGAUCGCAAAAAUUGAAAUUCAAACAAUAUCAUGAACAUCUGAUUUAGAUAAACAGGAAAAAUAAACAAUAAAAUAAUAGUACUUCCACAGUAAACCAAUGUGUACAGCACCCACACCACAAUUAUCAUAAUCUAAAAAGGCUUCAAGCGAAAGCAAAAUAUACUCGUAUGAUUGUGUUACGUGACGUCAUAACUGUAAGCAAGUUUACCACGAUGAUCAAAUACAGAUAUAUUAAACACAUUUCUCUGGCUUGAUCGUAUCGCGAAUAAUACAAAGACAACACAAUGCUUUUUGCGUCCAGUUUCCAAAUUUGCCUGCUCAAAAUUAAGAAAAAACAAAACUUUGGCGGACAAGAAAAUAAAAUAACACUCAAAGUAAAACACACGUUACAUACAUACACGCAUCGAUCUUUACGAACCGCGCAUUUGAUACAUGCUUGAAAUGUUUCAAAUCUCGAUGUUCGAUUUAUAUAAGAAUAUCAGCAAUCGUAUGAAACACUUAUUAGCGUCCUUAGAGCGAUUCGUUGUCGGACUAAAUACAAAUCAUACUGUAUUAUAGUUUAUUUAUAAACAAAUCAGUAAAUCAAAUCACCAAUCUAGUCAUUUGUUUAAAUAAAGUUAAGAAGAUAAAGCAAAUAUAUGAUAUUAUUGAGAAAAAGUAUAUAUUAUUGUAAGUGGUUACAUAGGAUAAGUUGAUAAAAUGUAUGAAAGGAAUGCUUAUACCUUAUUGACUAGUAAUAUUACAAUAAUAUUAUUAUUACUAUUACUAUUAUUAUUAUUGUCAUCGUAAAUAUUAUGAUUAAUUAUUAUUAUUAUCAUUGAUAUUAUUGAAAUCGAAAAGAAUGAAGCUUUAAACUAAAACCAAGGCAUAUAAAACCGAGAAAAUUAAAUCAAUCUAUUGCCAUUUUUAUUAGAUUGCUUCACCCUUACUUGAGUAUGAAACGAAUCGCAAACAUAAAUAAAAAUGAUCCAUAUCACAUCAGAUCAGUAAAACAUGGUUUAUUUUGUAAAUAGUAUUUUAGCACAAGGCAUGAAACGUGUACAUUUCGAGACGCUGUAUUCGUAAAAUUGACUGUAUUCUAAGACGAUUUCAAAAGCGCAUUUUAGUAAAAUUCUGCCAUACUGAAGUUAGAUUACAACUAACUCAAAUCUGUCUACAUGGAAAAUGAUACCAAAAAUUAGCUUGCUAAGGAUAUAUUAGGCUUAACAUGCAGCAGUAGGCAUGAUUUAUUUCUCAAAAGAAAAGUAUGGCAUCAGGCAAAUAACGGUUCACUAGUUGUGAAACUAUGUAUUUGAGAAAAAUAUAAAAAUAACACACGUACCUAUUAAUUGAUGACGUUGCGGAUUCAUGCAUUGAACACUGCUCUCUUCAAGUAUUGAUUAUGUUAUUAUCAUCGCCAAAACGCUAAACAUUCCCUGUUACAUCCAGUUCGAUUUCAGAUAAGUUAUAUCCCCUCAAGUCGUUAAGAGACAAUACGUAUCAAUAAUAUAAACUUUUAAUAAUAGCUGUAUUUUUUCUUCUCAUUUUUUUCUACAAAAUAUGUCUUGAUGAAUCUUCCGUCAGUGCCAUUGCUUUUUCCUCGCUUUUUAAUUGACAUUUUUGUAUUAUUAUUUCAAAUCUAUGAUGUUAAACAAGCUUGAUAAAUGUAACAAUUGAAUGGUAAUUUGAAUGCAGAGCAUACACAAAAAAUGGACUAUUUCCAAAUAGUGUGGGUUUUCUCGAAGAAUUCAUAGUUGUAUGGUUUCAAACGUUUUACUUUAUACACAUGUCGAAUUUGAAAUAUUUCAUAAAAUAAAUUUUUCCGCUUAGAUUUUCUAGUCAUUUCAAAUUUCCAAGGAUUAUUAAAUUGAGAUAGAUGUUCAUAAAAACGUUCUACAAUUUGGUGUUCCAAAUCUGAAGAAACCUUUCAAAAAGUCAGAAAGAAUAUCUGCAGAACGGCAGUAUUGUGAAAAUAAGUUCGUUUUUUUACAAUAGUUGUGUAUAGACAUCCAGGCAAUUAAAUGCAAUGAUUGACGUAGGUACUUGCUUACAAUACCAAAAACAAAUAAACACACUAUUGUAAAUUAAUAUUCUCAACAAAAUUCGAAAGCUUCUAUGCCCUUUUUUCUUAAUAAGAGUUUCCGACUAUGAAUGGUGUUUACUAAGUUUUAAAGGUUCGAGUUGGUAUGUCCGCAUUUCAGAUUAUCAUUUAGCAUUCUGGUUUUUCAAUGAAAAAUAUAACAAAACUUUUUUUUUUGCAAAUGAUGUUCAAUGAUAUACAUUUUUGAGCAUGCCUCUGGAUAUACAAACACGGGAUUACACUGUUGCAAUAACAAUAACAAAACACACGACCAGCUUAAUGUAUAUUGUUUAUGAAAGAGCUUGAUUAUACACGAAUUUCGCAAGUACCAAACUAACGAAUAACACAACAGAUGGAAGAAGUAAAUAACACCCGAAUAUAGAUAAAUUUAAAAAAUAAGAAAAAAUACAAAUAUUUUGUAUCUGAUAUAACGCGACAAAAGUAUGAUUUCUAGAACUAUUUAUACAUUCAUCAAAUCGGUCACAAUGAGAGCAUUAUAAAAGUAAUGAAAAACAAAAAAACAUAGCACAUGCAUGUGUGAUCCCGAAAAACAAGCGUGUUUAGAAUAGUUCAGGGAAAACAUAUAUACUAAUUGGUAGCUAGAAAGUCGUAGGACAACAAAACAAGCCGAAAAGAGAACAUUAAUCUCUCACAAUUCUAUUGAAUAUAACGCCCAGUAUGGCAAGGAAAUGUAUUUUUAGUCUGUAUUUUCAUAUUUUGUAUUUGAAUCUAAAUUUUUGGUUGACCCACUUUGUAUGCCUGAAAGUGCAUUCAUAAUCCUACUAAGAAUAAUACGUUUUAUUACAUAUAUUUAACCUUCUCUAUAAUGUCAAAUUAUUGUUACUCUUCGCUAUUAUGUUACUUUCUUUACCGUGCGGGGCUAUUCGCUGAACAAAACGGUUAAAUUAAACAGACCUAAACAACAAUAUAUUCAAUCGCUGAAUGCAAAACCUGCUUAAAAUCAAGACGUGAAUUCAAUCUAAUAACUUUAUCAUAAGCAUAUAUUGCUGUUUUUGCUCACUGAGCGCAAAAAUCGUAACCUCUAUAAAUGCGCGUGCAUAUAUAGUAACACUAGAAAGCUACAACUAUACCCAGUGAAACCAAAUAGUGUGAUUCUCUCCAACUUACUCAACAACCAUAUUGUAACAUUUUAGAGUUACCUCUGUUAUGUUCAUAGAACCUUCUUGUUUCCCUAUCAAUACUAUUUAUUUUGCAGUCGGUUACUUGAGAAAAUGUUCUAUUGUCAAGUUUUUUUCUAAUUUGAUUUAAUAUGUCAACAGUGAAUUCAGCCAGACAAGUGAAGCUUCAUUCAUUAUUCAACUGUUUUCCUUCGUUUGGAAAGAGCAAAAUGAAAAAAUAUGCUAAAAUGGUAAUUACUGCAAUCAUUUCAACAUUAUCAUUAGUGUUAUUUUAAAUAUCUAAGCUUUUAUUGCAAUUUUACAACAAAAUUCGAAAUUGAUAACUAAAAACUUCAAAACAGAUCGACCUUUCAUAUUCAAUACAAUUUGUGCCCUUUGUGCUUGUAGUUGAUGAAUAAUAAAAAUUUGAAAGUGGUUUUUCGAGAAAAAACUGACAUCUUUCCGCGGCAAGUGAGUUUAGUUAAAUAUGAAACUAGGGCGACAAAGCAAUUCAAAAUGGGGCUGUGAGGCCAAUUUAUUUUGUCCAAAUUUUUCAAUCACAUGCAGAUUUCUUAAAGUCUUCCCUGUGCUCGAGUGUGUCAUUUUUUGAUUUGUUCUCGUUUUUUUUUCGAGAAACUACGUAUGUAAAGAACGUUUUUUUAUGUUUUAUAUGAAGAUUUGCGUACAUCCUAAGAUGUCUGAUCGUUGAAAGAUUGAUUGAAAAAAAUAAUUCUGAUUAGGUCAUCAGACCACCUGUUAAACGUUUAUAAAGCAAUAUUUGCAUCAACGUGAUAUUGUAAAAUGGCAUGUUUGACGUUGUGUGUGAUACUAAUAUGCGACAUCCUAAUUGGAUAAGGAGAUUUGAAUAAAUGCCAACACCGCUAAUUGAUCUGAACACAAUUGAUAAUAUUGUUGAACGAUUUGAAGCGAUUUCAUAUAGAAACUAUGCUACAAAAUCUUAAAUGAAAACACAUUGACAUUGCACCUUUUGUUGACUAAUUAUAGUUAUUUAGAUUAUACACAUCUUAUUUAUUUUUGACUUUUUGUUCUUUUCAAAAGUGGCAUGGUAUCUUACAUACUUAUAAAUCUUUCUGCUCAGUUAUUUACAAUAAGUGUUAGUCAUUUGAGUUAUAUUCUUACAGUUAUGCAGUAAAAAAAUAAAAACGUUUUUUUCAUGAAAAAUAAGUAGACACAGUUACCACCGAUCAGUUGAACAAGAAAUUUAGCAGAAGGUAUUAUGCUACGAAUUGUUAGAAAACCAUUCGACACAAUACAAAAGCAGUCCCAACAGUUUUAUAGCAGUAAUAAAAACAAUAAAUUAUACACAGUUCAGCACAAUUUGGUCUCUGUUCAUUGGGCGUAAAUGGAAAUCGAGAUUUCUUUAAUUCAAAUAAGCUGCAAAAUCAUACAAAAAAAAAAGAUAUUAUUUGAAUAUUUUAUUUAAGUAGUUUAAAAUGUAAACUAACAGACGAAAAAUUAUUUGUAUCUGUAUAAAUAAACAAGUGCUUAUAUUGA
This is a messenger RNA of Wyeomyia smithii (pitcher-plant mosquito), 10428 nucleotides long. It is a transcript of the gene dtn, whose product is annotated as transmembrane protein 132E. The transcript is spliced from 14 exons. Bases 1210 to 5310 code for a protein of 1366 amino acids. Lineage: Eukaryota; Metazoa; Arthropoda; Insecta; Diptera; Culicidae. The record is from RefSeq and is a predicted model, not a curated record.